CCGGUUUAUCAUAUUCUGCCAGCUGAAAGACCAGGAAAAAAAAUCAACAAUGAACAACAGCUUUAUGAACAUGGCGUCUAUAGGAUACUUCGAUCCACUUAAUGCUACAAUCCCAGCCACCAAAGUUGAAAUCACAGUGUCAUGUAGAAACCUCCUGGACAGAGACACAUUUUCCAAAUCUGACCCAGUUUGCGUUCUCUACACGCAGAGCAUACAGAGCAACAAAGAAUGGAAAGAAGCUGGGAGGACAGAAGUCAUCGACAAUACCCUGAACCCAGAGUUUGUACGCAAAUUCAUCCUGGACUAUUUCUUUGAAGAGCGUCAGAACCUACGGUUUGACCUGUACGACGUGGACUCGAAAAGUGCCAACCUGUCAAAACACGACUUCUUGGGCCAAGCCUUCUGCACCUUGGGGGAGGUGGUGGGAUCCUUGGGGAGCCGUGUGGAGAAGCCCUUACUGGGCAUCCCCGGAAAAAAAUGUGGAACCAUCAUCGUCAAAGCCGAAGAACUUGGGAACUGCAGAGAAUCCGUAAUGAUGCAGUUUUGUGGGAACAGACUAGACAAGAAGGACUUCUUCGGGAAAUCCGAUCCAUUCCUGGUCUUCUACCGCAGCAAUGAGGACGGCACGUUUACAAUUUGCCACAAGACAGAAGUGGUAAAGAACACCUUAGACCCUGUCUGGCAGGCCUUUAAGAUCCCAGUGAGGGCUCUCUGUAAUGGGGACUAUGACAGAGCCAUCAAGAUCGAGGUGUAUGACUGGGACCGUGACGGCAGUCAUGACUUCAUUGGAGAGUUCAGCACCAGUUACAGGGAGCUCUCCUGUGGCCAGUCCCAGUUCAACGUGUACGAGGUGCUGAACCCAAAGAAGAAAGAGAGGAAGAAAAAAUACCAGAACUCGGGAACAGUGACCCUGCUGUCAUUUCUUGUCAAUAUUGAGGUCACUUUCCUGGACUACAUCAAAGGCGGAACCCAGAUCAACUUCACAGUGGCGAUUGAUUUCACGGCGUCAAAUGGUAACCCUGCCCAGCCCACUUCCCUUCACUACAUGAGUCCAUACCAGCUGAACGCCUACGGCAUGGCACUGAAGGCCGUGGGUGAGAUCAUCCAGGACUACGACAGCGACAAGAUGUUCCCGGCUCUAGGUUUCGGCGCAAAGCUGCCUCCCGAUGGAAGGGUUUCACACGAGUUUGCGCUGAAUGGAAAUCCGCAGAACCCCUACUGCCAUGGGAUAGACGGCGUGAUGGAGGCGUACUACCAGAGCCUCAAAUCUGUGCACCUGUACGGUCCCACCAACUUCUCCCCUGUCAUCAACCAUGUGGCCAGAUACGCAUCAUCAGUGAAGGACGGCUCACAGUACUUUGUCCUCCUCAUCAUCACUGACGGAGUCAUCUCAGACAUGGCCCAAACCAAGGAGUCUAUCAUCAACGCCUCCUGCCUGCCGAUGUCGAUUAUUAUUGUGGGUGUUGGGCCUGCGGAAUUUGACGCCAUGGAAGAAUUGGAUGGGGAUGAGGUUCGUAUCUCAUCCAGAGGACGAUAUGCAGAGAGAGACAUUGUUCAGUUUGUCCCGUUCCGAGACUACAUCGACCCGACCGGGAACCACAUCCUGAGCAUGGCCCGACUGGCUAAGGAUGUCCUGGCUGAGAUUCCCGAUCAGUUCCUGUCCUACAUGAGGACGCGGGGUAUCAAGCCCUCGCCGGCUCCCCCUCCAUACACCCCUCCAGGACACUCCAUACAGACACAGAUCUGAUGGAUACCGUUCCAAUAUUCACACACUUUGUGGGGAAACCCCCCCCCCCCACACUGCUGCACUAUGGAGACAGGAAUUCUGGGCCAGGUGGUGCCACUUGCGGUGGACUAAGGUGCCAAAGGCAUGUUUACUUCUAUUUCGAAGCAUCUCGCGGGCUUGUGCAGGUCAUGGAGGACAUCCUGUGGACCUGUCACAGCCUGCGUGGAGGCCACCUGAGGGAGUGACCUUUCUGGGGCCUCUGGAAAGAAGAGGGUCCAAUCAUCUGUGGACCCACAAUCCAUAGACUGAUGUAAAUAAAAGCCUGAAUGGAUUUUCUCUCUUUCUCUCUAUCUCACUAUCAAUGUUUACAUGUUAACUAAUGGUGGAUUUUACCAUUGAAUACUUUUAUAAGCUUCAGCACAACUUUUCCAAUGUUUCUAUUCCUGAUGUAUUGAAUUUGCAGCAGCUAUUGGAUGGUGGAGUCACAGGCAUCAGUAGAGUAGCAUGCAUCAAGAGCAGAGCAUGCAACAUUAUGGGGUUUGCUAUUGUUUUAUACGAUGCUGCCAUCUUGACCUAAUGGCAACUCGUUUGCACAAAAACGAAAACGAGAUCGACUGAAACUAGCCUUAUUUAUGAACAGUAGCAAGCAGAAUUGGAAGCAGCCCAACUGUCAAAAAGAGUGAUUUUAAUUUGUGUCAUUCUGCCGUGUGUUGUCAUGCUUUGAAAUAUAGCAUCACUGGUACAUUGUGCUAAUUUAUCUUGAUUGAGGUAGACUGGUUUUAAUGUGUUUGCAAGCUUUAUGGUACAAGAACUAAUUUGCCAAACGUCUUGUAAACUGAAUUUGAAGUGUUUCACUAUAGCUUGUUGUUAAUUGCAGUGUUAACUCAAUUAACGUGAUGGUCCUCGUCUAACUAUGCACAGCUGGAAGUCCUACGCUGAGGUCCGUCAGCCAACAAAGUGAAACUGAAAUCAAAACCAGUUUUGUACAACGAAUUCCAUUGCAGUGAAAUUUUGCAUGCUUAGCCUGUUGCCACACUCUUGUAGUUCGCAGCCUCAGAACAAACAUCUUCUCAGGAUAUCUCAACUGUUUUUCUAAUGAUCCAACACUCUUCCUACUGUGCUUGCCGAUUUUAUGACUUACUUUUUCUGGGCCUGAGUGCAUAACACAUUCUAAAUUUGUAAUGUUUUCCUAAUCCCUGUGCUGGUGGAAACAAUUCAAUAUCCACAGAGGACAUGGCACUGUAAACCACCUGGUUACAAAGAGCAUUGCUUUACACUACGGCUAGACGAGACUGAGGUAUGUGCAUCCAAACGAUAUUAUCACUAAUGGACUAAAGUGGCAAGCAGGACUCUUAAUUUGAUGCGGAUACUUAAUGUCUUUUAAAAUCAAUGCCCCCACUCUUAUACUGACACAUACACAUUGGCUCUCAUUCACAGUCUUCCCGUUCCCACUGUGGACUUUUCAUGUGCAUUCUCAGAAGGUGAUUUACCCUGUGAGACUCUUCAUUGGACCAGAUUAUACUAGUACUGGCUGUUUCUGCCCUAGUUUACCUAUUACGAUGUAGCUGUGGGCGGGGCUUAUGAGGAACUCUCCAGCCUGUGUGUUUCCAUUAUCUUACAUCUUCCUUUGUCCCAACCUGGGUACCAUCCGACCAAUCCCUGCUACGUAUGGGCAUGUGCAAGCCAAUCAGAAGGAUGCAUUACAGCAUUCUGAUUAAGAUAUGUUUACUGAAAAUAUCCAAAUAAUGUAUGUUAUGAUGUUGUUAUAUUUUACUAUAACCAACGAUCUAUCUGCAUGUUUGGUUUUUCCAAAAGGCUUUAGUUGAUGUUUUCUCAGUUAUCUGUUUAGUAAAAUGACAAUGGCCUUAAUUUCUCACUGAUUUUUUCUUAUAUAUGCUCAAAUGUUUAAUAUCUAUAUUUUUUGUCAGUGUUCAUUUGCUUUGUAAUAUUAUUUCUCUGCACAACCUAAUACAUUAGGAAAAAUAAUCUGUUGUACUUUUGGGAAAAAAUGUGGCCAGUCAUAUAUAGUGUGUUAAAAAGUAAAAACAAUGUCUGGCAAUAUGUAUGAAAUAACUUUUUCUGUAAUACAUUUUAAAAUAAACAUUCCUACUAAAUACA
Molecule: messenger RNA, 3844 nt
Organism: Brienomyrus brachyistius
Lineage: Eukaryota; Metazoa; Chordata; Actinopteri; Osteoglossiformes; Mormyridae
Product: copine-8-like
Exons: 20
Coding region: 50-1747 (565 amino acids)
Biological process (GO): cellular response to calcium ion
Cellular component (GO): plasma membrane
Molecular function (GO): calcium-dependent phospholipid binding
Source: RefSeq, a predicted model, not a curated record